UACAUAUAUAUACUUACAUCCUAAGAUAGAUCCAUCAUCUCAUAUAAUAAUCCAAGGCGGGCAGUGCAGUGAACACAGGAAGCUAGGUGUAGUUGUGAAGAUUCAUCAGGAGGAGGAGCAAGAAGUUGUUGAUUGAUUCAGGAGGAAGAAGAAGAAGAUUAGUGAAGAAGAUGUAUCCUUACCGAUUCAGCAACGUGAUGAUCGGGUACCUGAACCUGGCGACGCUGCUGGCGUCGAUCCCGGUGAUCGGCGCGGGGCUGUGGAUGGCGAAGGGGUCGACGGCGACGUGCUCGUCGAUGCUGCAGACGCCGCUGCUGGUGAUCGGCUUCGUGGUGCUCCUGGUGUCGCUGGCGGGCUUCGUGGGCGCCUGCUUCCACGUGGCGUGGGCGCUGUGGCUGUACCUCCUCGCCAUGAUGCUCCUCAUCGCCUUCCUCCUGGGGCUCACCGCGUUCGGCUUCGCCGUGACCGCCGGCGGCGGCGGCACCCAGGUGCCCGGCCGGCCGUACCGGGAGUACCACACUUCCGACUACUCCUCGUGGCUGCAGAAGCACAUCCAGGACGCCAAGUACUGGCGCCCCGCGCUGGCCUGCGUCGUCGGCUCCAAGGCCUGCCCCAAGAUCGCCUCCUGGACCCCCAUGGAUUACCUCCAGCACGAUCUCACCCCAAUCCAGUCGGGGUGCUGCAAGCCGCCGACGGCGUGCGCGUACAGCGGCGGGGUGGCGGUGGGGGCGCAGGAGGAGGACUGCUUCCGGUGGAACAACGCGGAGGGGAUACUGUGCUACGGGUGCGAGUCGUGCAAGGCCGGGGUGAUGGAGAAGGUGAGGGAGGACUGGCACAAGGUGUCGGUGCUGAACGUGAUGGUGCUGGUGGUGCUGGUGUGCAUCUGCGCCUGCGGCUGCUGCGCCUUCCGCAACGCCCGCCGCUCCGUCUCCGAGUACCCAUACGGGGUAAACCGCAUGCACAAGAUCCACCCGCGCUGGGACUACUACUGGUGGCGAUGGUGGCGUGACAGGAGAGAACAGCUCUACUAGGCUAGCUAUUUGUGUUCUACCCUUUGUAUGAUACUUUCAUCUUGCCCCCAGAAAUUGAAAUAGUUGAGAGUUGGGUUCAGUUCCUCAUCGUACUCUGAAAGUCUGAACUCUCUGGGUUUUUCCAUAUGUACAUCUAUACCUUCAGUGCAAAUAAGUAAGCUGCUGUAUAUAUUUGGGCAAAA
This is a messenger RNA of Oryza brachyantha (malo sina), 1213 nucleotides long. Its product is annotated as tetraspanin-6. The transcript is spliced from 3 exons. Gene Ontology annotation, cellular component: plasmodesma; plasma membrane. NCBI's taxonomy places the organism in Eukaryota, Viridiplantae, Streptophyta, Magnoliopsida, Poales, Poaceae. The coding region runs from base 171 to 1031 and encodes 286 amino acids. The record is from RefSeq and is a predicted model, not a curated record. Gene Ontology annotation, biological process: auxin-activated signaling pathway.